UGCCCGAAUCGAUUCACAAUAGCUUCUUCAUGUCAAUCGGUACCGUCAUUCGAACAGAGGGUAGAGAUAUGGAAGGGGAAGAUAUUAUGCGAAGAUUAACACAAGAACCAAACAGUCUACGCAUUUUGCAAAUGGAAAGAAUGAAAAAUCGAACAAGAGAACUUAGUUGAAUGUACACAGUAGGUGAUUGGAAUGACAUAUUUGAGGAAAUGACAGAGAAGACCCAAAAAGCCUUGCAAUCAAAGCGCCUGCGCUUGUGCUAGGACAGAGAAAGAAGUGGGAUCUAAAGACAUGAGCGAAAUCGAGGAGAACUUGAAUAUAAAAAAAAGUCAUCGAGUCGAAAUGAUCAGCGAUAUGAGCCCUUUGGUGACAUAUUGGCCCUUUGAUACCAGUACAAAGGCAUUUUCAUUGUUUACUACUACUACCGCCACCAAAAUAUUGGCGCAUUUGAUGUUCCAAAUUUUCUUUUGUCUUCUUGGCGUAAUCAUCAUCAGCAUCUUUCACUCCUGGCCAUUGUGUUCUAGCAGCAUGUGCGUGAGCUCCGCGUACUUCCGGAAUUUGAGAGUUAAUGGCACCAUGAACAUGAUUAGUAAAUUUACCACUAGCUUCAAUUGCUUUUGCCUCACUUUCACGAAUGGUUUUAUCAGAAUGAGGAGGUUUAUCAGUAGCAGAUGCGAAACCCACAAAGAUGGCAAAGAGGACGAUCAAGUUUUUGCUGAAAAACAUAUUGUUAGCUUUGGAAGAGUGAUUGUUUGUUCUAAUUUUGGGUUCAGAC
Meira miltonrushii is the source of this 775-nucleotide messenger RNA. RefSeq lists its product as uncharacterized. The record is from RefSeq and is a predicted model, not a curated record. The annotation marks the transcript as partial. Lineage: Eukaryota; Fungi; Basidiomycota; Exobasidiomycetes; Exobasidiales; Brachybasidiaceae. The transcript has 2 exons.